Molecule: messenger RNA, 2328 nt
Organism: Pogonomyrmex barbatus (red harvester ant)
Lineage: Eukaryota; Metazoa; Arthropoda; Insecta; Hymenoptera; Formicidae
Product: mitochondrial potassium channel ATP-binding subunit
Biological process (GO): oligopeptide export from mitochondrion
Cellular component (GO): mitochondrial inner membrane
Molecular function (GO): ATP hydrolysis activity; ABC-type oligopeptide transporter activity; ATP binding
Source: RefSeq, a predicted model, not a curated record
ACAUGGCGCCGCCCUUGGUUGUGAUAUUAUUAGCUCUAACCUUCUCAGAAGCCGCAUAAAAAAAUUUCGUCGGCUGCGUGAGAAUUCUCGCGGUGAUUAUUGAUAGCGAUCUAAAUUUAAUAAACACAAGCUAUACACAUUAACGUAAUUGACAGUUUGAGUAAUAAUACAAAUUAUAUCAUAACAAUGUCUAUGUUACGCGCUGUGUUAUUCAGAUGUCACAACAACGGGUCGGUGAUUUCAAAGUAUCCUUUGCAGAAAUAUGUUCUGCAAGGAAAAAGCCAAAAUAUAUGGGGAAUAGUGAAAUGUGAAUUAACUAAAAAUACUCAAAGAUGUGCCAAAGAAAAUGUAAACGAGUCAAAACUUUCCUCAUACAUCUUAAAAUUUGGCUUUAGUGGACUUGGAGUGUCGGCUGCUUGCAUUUUGAGGUCAAGUAAUAAAAUCGUGUUUUGUAAAGAAGCUUCAAGAAUAAAUGAUAUAAAUUUAGUCAAUUCGGUUAAUUCAAAACCCUUGACCUUUGAAUGGACAAAAUUUUUUAAAUAUUUAUAUCCACAUAUCUGGUAUUUAUUACUGGCAUUGUCAAGUGCAUUAAUAGUUGCAUUAUUAAAUAUUCAAAUACCACAGUGCGUUGGAAGCGUUAUAAAUGUACUAACAGAAAUAUGUAAAAACAAAGGUGAUUCAUCGAAACAAGUCAUUUUGCAACUUACUCAACCAGCUUUCACUUUGGCACGCAUGUACAUCGCGCAAGCAUUCUUUACCUUCGUAUAUAUUUACACUCUUUCGCAUGUUGGUGAAAGGAUUGCGAUGAACUUACGUCAAGAUUUAUUCAAGUCCAUUAUCAUGCAAGACAUAGCAUUUUUUGAUAAAACACGUUCUGGUGAAAUAAUAAGUCGAUUGACCAGUGAUAUUCAAGAUUUUAAAAGCUCAUUUAAGAUUUGCAUAUCUCAAGGCUUGAGAAGCUUUACACAAAUUAUUGGUUGUGUCGUCUCUGUAAUAGUGAUAUCACCGCAAUUGACCACUCUUGUAGUAUUCAGUUUGCCCCCGAUAAUUUUUAUCGGUACUCUCCUGGGACGAAGUUUGCGCAAGUUAUCGAUGGAAGCGCAAAAUCAAGUCGCGAAAUCUACUGCUGUAUGUGAAGAAGCUAUACAGAACAUUCGAACGGUGAGAGCUUUCGCCGCGGAAGAGAAAGAAAUGGAAAUGUUUUACAAAGAAAUCGAUCGUUCAUGUGAACUAUACGAACGACUAGGUUUUGGUAUAAGCUUCUUUCAAGCUGGAACGAAUUUAUUGCUCAAUGGUAUUUUGCUUUCCACAUUAUAUCUUGGUGGGCAGCUACUCGCCACAGAACAAUUGUCUCCCGGAAAUCUCAUGGCAUUUUUGAUGGCAACACAAACUAUACAAAAAUCUUUGGGUCAAUUGUCAGUGCUUUUCGGAACUUUUGUCAGGGGACAAAGUGCGGGGGCUAGAGUUUUCCAAUAUCUAGAUAUGCCGCCUUCACCUAUGAUGAUUGGUGGUGACAUAAUCACGAAUAAAUCUUUGGCGGGAAAUAUAGUUUUCAAAGAUAUAAACUUCAGCUACCCAACUAGACCCGAUGACAUCAUUUUGAAAGAUUUUAAUUUACACAUUCCCGCUGGGAAAACUGUAGCCAUUGUUGGUACUAGCGGUAAUGGUAAAUCGACAGUGGCUGUGUUAUUGGAAAGAUUUUACGAUGUCGAUAAAGGUUCCAUUACAAUUGACGGUCGAGAUAUCAGAUCCCUUAACUCGAGUUAUCUCAGAGGCAGCGUUUUAGGCUAUAUAAAUCAAGAGCCUACUUUAUUUGCUACUAGCAUUAUGGAAAAUAUCAGAUACGGGAGACAAGACGCAUCGGAUGAGGAGGUGAUUGAGGCAGCUAAAGAAGCAAAUGCGCAUGAAUUCAUAACAAAAUUCCCCGACGGUUACACGACUGAAGUUGGCGAAAGAGGCAUGCAACUCUCUGGUGGCCAAAAGCAACGGGUUGCUAUCGCCAGAGCUUUGUUAAAACAUCCAUCUGUUUUGAUUCUGGAUGAAGCAACAAGUGCAUUGGAUUAUGAAAGCGAAAGAGUUGUUCAAAAGGCAAUAGAAAAUGCUACGAGGGGUAGAACAGUACUUGUAAUCGCUCACAGGUUGAGUACCAUCAAAGGAGCUGAUGUAAUCGUUGUGUUACAACGUGGUGUCAUUGUGGAGAUGGGCACGCACUCGGAAUUGAUUAAUCGGAAAGGUGUGUACUUCACGCUCGUUAACGAACAAGAAAAAGAGAAUCUAUAAUAUUAAUAAGACUUAGAACAUGCAAAUUGUAUCGCUAUAAAUUGUUAC